UGUCAAAACGUAACGCUUGCUGCGAAAAGGCUUUUGUUCGUGUUUAUUUUUCUACGCAAUUUUUUCACUCAACUCGCGAAACAGUUCCGUACCACACGCAAGAAUCUGCGACAAAAAUUCCAAAAAUCGUAUCAAAUUCAGUUGCACCAACCAGUGAAACGUUCAGAAAUCAGUAGGGCAGAACGCUAAAAAUGAUCCCGAAAAGCCAUCUGGAGGUGGGAGUUAGGAUCCGGAUUGGACAGCACUCGGGAACGAUCCGUUACGUUGGAGAGGUGGCCAACACCGAGGGCGAAUGGGUUGGCGUCGAAUGGGACGAUCCCCAGCGGGGCAAACAUUCCGGAACGGUCAACGGGGUCGAGUACUUCCAAACGAGGCAACAAAACGCCGGCACAAUGAUCCGCAGCGAAAAGGUGCCCACGUUCUGGACCCUGCUUGAGGCCAUCAAUGACAAAUAUAUCGUGACGGAGGAUUCGAUCCGCAUGGAUGCCGAGAUAUUGAAAGAGGUCCAGAAACAGUUGCAUGCAUCGUUGUUUGAGGUGGUUGGAAUGGAGAAAAUUGGUGGAAAGCAGAGUAAUCUGAAUCAUCUGGUGGACGUAUCGGUGGCCUGUUCACCGGUCAACUCUGCCGGGGAUUUGUCCUGCUUUAAAAGUCUGCACUCUUUGGAUGUUUCGGCCACCUUGCUUUGGAAUUGGAAGAUUGUCGGAGACAUAAUGGCCCAGAUACCGACACUGCAGGAAGUGAAUCUCUCCAACAAUCGACUGAUCAGCCCAAGUGAUGAUGAAAUUUGUUCAUUGGUAACCAAAUUCCACAGUCUACGGAAGCUUAUACUGAAGAAAUGUGCGCUAAGCUCCUGGUCGGAAUUGGUUCGACUGGCGAGGAUGUGGCCCCUGAUAGAAAGUCUCUCCCUGGAAGAUAAUGAAAUGUCGAUGAUAACGGAAGAAAGCUACGAACUGGUACUGACGAAAUUAAAAAGUUUGGAUCUUCAGAACAACCAAAUUUCAAGCUCGUCCUCGAUUUUGGCCCUUGGCAUGUUACCGGAACUGCAGGAACUUUCGCUAAAUGGAAAUGGAAUACGUCAGAUAACAUUCCCGGAUUGUCCCCACACCGAAAAGAUUGCCCUGUUUCCCAAGCUGCAGACAUUAUACCUACGUGAAAAUCCGAUCGUCGAUCAGUGUGGGACCUUCAACGAGCUGGAUAAGCUUGCGCAGCUGCAACAUCUAACGAUCGAUCCAGAUCCGAGCGUUAGCUACGAGGAAACGGUUUCGCGAGUGGUCGGAUCCAUCGGAAGGUUGCGAAUGUUCAACCGGUCCACGGUUUCGGAUAAGCUGCGACGCGAUUCCGAGUGCGACAUGUGGAAGCUGUAUGCCGUUCAGUGGGCCGCAGUUCGAAACGACGCCCAGCAGCUGAAAGCGUUCUUCAAGUCGCACCGAAUGUACCCGAGGGUUAUGGAGAGGCUUGGAAGUCCGGAGCAAUUUUUACCAUCCACUCGCACUGUUUCAAACAUGUUGAAUUUGUACCUGCUACAUGAACGUACCGGGGAGAUGCGCCAAAAAAAGGUUCCCAAAAGAAUCAACCUGCAAACGUUAGAAAACUUGAUUGUUAAAUUGUUCGGGCACCCAGCUGGCGGUUAUUCCGAGCUCGAUGGUCCGCUGCAGCUGAAGCUGCUCGAUCGCAAACGGGACGUUCGGAUUCCGUUGGAUAACCAUGGUAAAAGUUUGGAUUUCUACUCGGUCGAAGAUCAGGACACGAUUGUGUUUUAAAGAAAGAAAGCUUUCGUGAUAUUUAUUUAUUAUCUCACAUUCAAGAGAUUUGACUUGAUUUUUCUUAACAAAAAAAAAUGUCGUGGCUUGUAGCACUUUUCCGCUCGCAGUUUCACGCUUUCUCCACGAGAGAAGCUUGCAGCGCGCCUGGAUUUAUUUUGAACGACUAGCUAACAUGGAUGUUUUUGAUGAAACACACGAAAUCGUUUACUUCACAAACAAAAUUUAUAAAUAGAGCAAAAAUGCCGAUUUGGUUAAUUUUUGUGGUACAAAAAUUGAACUAACAAAGGAAAAACGAGACCAAUCGUACUAAAAAUUGUGUUAAAU
Molecule: messenger RNA, 2087 nt
Organism: Uranotaenia lowii
Lineage: Eukaryota; Metazoa; Arthropoda; Insecta; Diptera; Culicidae
Gene: Tbce
Product: tubulin-specific chaperone E
Exons: 5
Coding region: 192-1760 (522 amino acids)
Molecular function (GO): protein binding
Source: RefSeq, a predicted model, not a curated record